This is a messenger RNA of Rhineura floridana, 2205 nucleotides long. RefSeq lists its product as uncharacterized. The record is from RefSeq and is a predicted model, not a curated record. Bases 180 to 1214 code for a protein of 344 amino acids. Lineage: Eukaryota; Metazoa; Chordata; Lepidosauria; Squamata; Rhineuridae. The transcript is spliced from 3 exons.
UUGCAUAUCCCUCGGAUCACGAUUGGCAGGUUGCCGGUGACGUCGCCUCAACAGAAGCGCCUAACAUCCCUCGGGGGGAUUUUUUAAACCACAUAAAAAGCACUCCGCAUUCUCACCCGGAACCCUUGCACACACUUCUGUCUGGACUUGUUUACUUCUGGAAGCUGGCUGUGGUGCACAUGGAUGAUGCAAUCCCAAGUCCUCCACUGAUCCCAAGCCCACCAUUGAACUUCUCCCAUCGGUAUCACCGGGCUAGCCAAAAGGUGCCGUAUUAUGGUUAUCACCCAGGCGCUCCAUUACCCCCCUUUGUCAAAAAAAGGCUACCCAAAUACAGCUCACAGUACAUCCCACUGUAUGGGUUGAGAAGCCCUCCAUCCAAGAACAUUCCAUCGCAUGGAAAAGACCCUUAUGCUCCACUCUACAUCCCACCUGGUGUGACUAAUUAUCAACCGUGGAAUGCAACGGUACGGCCUGUACCGCAUGCAGCCAAGUACCCCAAACAAAAUUUAAUCAAGGACCCGAAACCACCAUAUGCAGAUGUGUAUCAGAAACCUUUGCCGUUCACAAUUCCAUAUAAUGGCAUGACAAAAGGGCCACACGGCACCAUUAAUAAGGGCUCACUCCCAUGUGUAACCAGUACCCCACUACCCCGUAUGAGCAAAGGUCCAGUACUGUAUUCCGCCAAUGCCUCUCAGCCAUGUAUAAACAAGGUUCCACUUCCCCGAGUGACCAAAGGUCCAGUGCUGUAUGCAACCAAAAACCCGUUGCCACAUACAAUUAAGGACCCACUAGCACGUGUGAACAAAGGCCCAGUACUCUAUUCAGCCAAAGGCCCGCAUGCCUUCACAGCCCACCUUUCACAAGUAAAUGUGACAAAGGGCACACAACCAUGCACAGUAAAGGACACGCUGCCACGCACAACCAAAGGGCCUCGCUUAGUUGUGACCAAAGUCCCGAGGUUCAGUGCGCUGAGGGCCUCACGCUCUUUCCUGAAAAGGGGCUCACGGCCCAACCUGACGAAAGGCUCGCAACCCUGCUUGGUGAAGGGCUCACGGCCAUCCCUGGCAAAGGGUUCCCGAUUUUCUCUGGCAAAGACCUCGCAGCCCAGCCUGGCGCAUACAUCCAUGCACCCGGCCCCGAAAAAACUUUCCAAAAAUGUUAAGAUUACGAGCACUGGGAAGAAGUAUUGCUCGGCAACCAAGUGGCCUUUCUGAAGACUGCAGGAGGACUAGGGUACUCAUCUGGCUACCAUGUACAAAGGGCUGGGCUCACAUCACUGCCAGUGCAUAGCUCUUUUGUCUCCUCAUCCAAGCCAUGAAGAUUUAAGCCACCAGCUCAAAGCAACACCCAGCUCUGUUCGCAGAUUUUAUUAUUUAUGCCAAAUGCUGUUCCUACUGUCCUGUUGAUGUUGGGAUAUGUGAUUUGAUUCAUUUUUUUAAAAAUGACCCAACAUAUUUUUCUGACUCAUUUGUUUUACACUGUUUUUAACAUUGCCAGUUCUACUCAGAGUAGACCCAUCGAAAUUAAUCAACAGGAUUAAUGUUUAUCCUUGCAUUUCAGUGGGUCUACUCUAAGUAGCACUAAUCAGAUACUAUGUGACCCGCCCUCGGUGAAGGGCAAUAAAUAAAUAAAUUAUUGUUGCUACUAUUAAACUAGGAGUUCUAGCUGAUUAAGUCCUACUCAGGGUAGACCCAUUCAGAUCAAUGGCCUAAUUUUAAAAAAUAGGUCGAAUAAUUGUAGAUAAGUAUUGAAAAUAAUGGACCUAAGUUAGUCAUGUGCAUUAAUUUCAAUGCGUCUGAUCUGAGUAGGGCUAACAUUAGAUGCAACACAUUGCAAUCAAUAGGCUUAUGUUAGUCAUGCCUGUAAAGUUCAAUGGGUCUGCACUGAGUAGGGCUAGCUCUGGAUAUAACUUUAUCUGUUUACAGAUUUUAUUGCAUUCACUCUUACUUUUCCUCCAGCUGUAUUGGUUCGUAUCCAACAUGAGUCGUGCUCAAAGUAGACCCAUCCAAAUUUAACAGGCACAACUAAUGUAGGCCUAUUGAUUUGAGUGUGGCCACUCUGAGAAGGACUUAGUUCGACACAACUCUCCGAUGUUCUUUUUCCCAAUCUGAGUGUUAAGCUUUCAUUUUUAAAUAAAAGAGAUUGUUGUAUACUUGGUUGUAUUGUCAGACUUUUACUAUAAAAAAAACACAAAACUUUGUUCUG